UAAUCAUUAAUUUAAUGGCAAUAACGUGUGCAUUGUUUUACAUACAUGGCAUGACAUGCUACAGGUCAAGACAUCAGGGCUUGUUUAGGCAACACUGAUCUCAAACAGGCUUAACCAGCAGAUCCAGAUAACACACACAUCCCUUGGGAUGUGAUCAUCCAUUCAAACUCCAAGUCAAGCAGACUUUGGAAGAAGUCCACCCUGCGGCCCCCAAUAUCAGCAGGACAUGGACCUACUGGAGCAAGUCCAGAGGACCACAAGGAUCAUCAGGGGCCUGGAGCAUCUCGCCUAGAGAGACAAGCUGAGAGAGAUGGGGCUGUUCAGCCUGGAGAAGAGAUGGUUCCAGGGAGAGCUUAUAGCACCUUCUUGUACCUAAAGGCAGCCUACAAGAAAGAUGGGGAAAGACUUUUUACAAAGGCAUGUAAUGACAGGACAAGCAGAAAUAGUUUUAAACAAAGAGAGUAGGUUUAGAUUCGCUGUUGUGAAAAAAACUCUUACCUGUGAGAGUGGCGGGGCCCUGGCAGAAGUUUCCCAGAGGAGCUGUGGAUGCCCCUGAAGUGUGCAAGGCCAGGUUGGACGGGGCUCUGAACAACCUGGUCUAGUGGGAGGUGUCCCUGCCAUGGCAGAGGGGUCAGAACGAGAUGAGCUUUAGGGUCCCUUCCAAACCAAACCAUUCUGUGAGUCCAUGAGGUACACACCUGUCCUAAAGCCACAAACUGACCUUUAACUCUGUGUUGAUCACAGCAGUGGACCACAGCUCAGGGUGAAAAGACAGCUGAAGUGAGUUGAAGACAGUUAAAGAAGUAAGAGAGCUUAUCUAGAGACUAGGUCAGUCUGAUCCUAAAUAACACUAAACUGCUUAAAACAUCAAAGAGAAAAAGUAAAGGUAUGGAUUUUUAUUAAAUGGAAAAAUAAAGGAAGAGAAAAAAUUAGGACUCAAAAGGGAAAAUAAAGAAUGGAAUAUCAUGAAAAGGACAUAACCGUAUGGACAUAAACCAUACACCAUUUUCUAUUAGUUUGUUUCAUAGCACAACUCUCAGCAGGCAGCCUGCCAUUCUGCCUGUGAUGCAGAAUUCUAAUUCCUCUCCCAGCCCAGGUAUGUCCUGCAGCCUGGUGUAACCUCUGGUACUUCAUGAUAACCUAAAGAAAGUGGCUGGGUAGCCUGGGCAAAUGGGCUACUGCUGCACAUGCUUUGGUUCUGGUGCUUAGGACACCACUACUUUAAAUAUUUCUAGGUGGAAAGAGACUCACCCUCUUGGUUCUCCAUGGGGUAGUUAUGCUACCUUUUUCUAGUUUUCUUCUCCUGCAGAAGCUCCUUGAGCAGGUCAUGCGAUUCACCUUUAACCUUCCUCUCUAGAUCUUCCAAGUUACAAUAUUCCUUCCCCUCUCAUAUUUUCAGGUUUUUCUGGGAACAUGAAAGACCACUGCCCAAUACAGCAUGUUCUCCAUAUUGAGCUGCAAGACUCUUGUUAUCUUUUAGUACAGUACCCCACCUUUAUUUUUAUUUGACUUUCCAAUUUCUUUAUUCUAAAAACUCAUUUUUCUCUUGCCCCGUAACAUAGCUUAAACAAAACAGUUAUGCACCUUACUGCUAUAAAGAGUUUACACAGCACACUGUAGUGCACUAAAAACAUUUGUCUAGCACAGAUCAGCUGGGGGAGCUAUUAAUGCCAUUUUUUUAGUUUAGCUUUAAAUAAAAUAACAAAAAAGCAGACAGUGAGUUAUUAUGAAAACUCAGCAGGAAUUUAGUUGGUUUUAACAUUUUUAUUAAAUUCUCUUUUCUAUAAUGCCUGUGUGUCUUAUUUACCUUCCUUCUCAGUCCUUCAGUCCUACAGGUAUGAUAAAAAGCCCCCACAUUUUCAGAGGGACCUUAUUAUAUGCAAAGAGAGUGAGCAUGGGAGAGAAACAAACCCCAAAAGAUCAAAGUUUCCAUGAGGCUUUUGCACUCCUGCAAAGCAUGAUCCAAGUCUGCAAAUCUUCAGUUUGAGAACUGCUCAUUUCAAAUUUAGCAGGUCCUGUACUUUCUUCACAUCUCAGCAUAAUCCUAAGUAAAAUGAGAGUGACACUGCUUUCUGCAGCCUUUGGUGAUGCUUACCUUGUUUCACUUUUAACCCUCAGGCACAUUAGAACAUCAAAGUGUCGUUAUAAUACAGGGAAUUUCUACACAGCAAUGUCUUUAUACUUGACAAAAAGGGAAUCUCAGUUGAAUUGCUAACAUUUUUAAUACUGGUGAAUUUUAAAUUAAAGUGUAGAAUUUUGCUCUGCUUGAAGGCAAGAAUUAAAUCUCUCACAGAUCUUAUGGACAUUUUCUUAAGGCUAUCUGGCACUGUUACUAAUCUUUAUUAAUUUGAAAGCAUCAGUAUAUGAUUUCAUGCUAUGUAAUUCCAGUCUCCCACAUUCUCUGUAAAACGAAGGCAUAUCAGAUGGAUCCAGCAGAUAAGGAAGGGAAAAGGAGGGAGCUGCAACACAUGGCAUAGGAGGAGGGGCAAGGAUCUGGGACUGUUGUGCUUCUUCUCGGAAGUGAAGGCUAAGUGGGGACAUCAAUUGCUGCCUUCAACUGUCUGUUUGGAGGUUGAAGUGACCCCCCUCAGAAGAAUAAAAAAUCAGGGCAAAGGUGAAGAUGAAAUGGUCACACGUGACAUCAAAGGACAUCUCCAUUUCAAAUGUGAGGAAAAAUAUCUCUGUGGUUGCAGGUUAAGCAUAUGGAAGGGCUGUCCAAGGAGGCUGCAGAAUUUCCAUCCAUGAACAUUUUCAAACCCUAGGGGACUAAAUCCUGAGCAUCAGGAUGUAGCUUUAGCAUUAACCAUACUUUGGGCAGAAGACUGCACUACAUAACCUCCAAAGAUCACUUUUAACUCAAUUUUUUUAUUCCAUAAAAGAACAAAACAAAACAAAAACAAACAAAAAAACCCAAACCAAAUCAAACCAAACCAACCAACCAACCAAACCCCAAAACAAAACAAAACCACAAAACCAGAAACCUUGUAUUAAAAAAAAACCCAAACAAACAAAAAAACAAAACAAAACAAAAAAAAAACCCAAGCAAAAAAACUCCUAAAAUUAAAGGACAAACCUUUCGACCAGAGUUAUGGACUAAAUAUUAUUCUCCAUGGUUUCCUGACCUCUGCUUUAACAAGACAGUUACUGGAAAGAAGAAAACGCAUUUCAUAAUAAAAUUUAAAUUCUUUCCAGGAUGCAUGGCCCCAAAAUAUUGACAGCUCCAAAGCACAAUGUGAUAUUUACAUUUAAAGACAUACACAGAAGAAGGCUGAUUAGCAUUUUCUGGCACAUUCAGGAGCAACACAGAUUUGAAGAGGGCAUAAAGAGUCCCAGUAAUGCUGAGUCAGACACAGAGGAGUUGCUGGGAAGGGUCAGCCCAGUGGAGGAAGUUCACAGCCAACAAAUUAUAUUUAGUUGGCAGGAACAUUGCGCACACCCUCAAUUCCAGGGUACAGUUACAGCAAGGCUCUGUGGUCACACAGGAGGCCUUUUGGGUAACCAUAAAUUGUCAUAACCUUUCUUCUACUUCACGUCCGAGCCUACCAUCUGUUUCUGACUUUGGCUCGCAGCGUCUGAUGGCAUCACGAGCUGAUUUUGGGGGUGAAGGGACACUCUAGCAGCUGUAGGCAAUUGCAGCCGGCCUCCUUCUCCUCGGCAUCUUUGGCACGGGGGACUCGCUGCUUGAUCACCUCAACAAGGCGCAGCACCCUCGCAGGGAUCUAUGUCCCUGGUCCCCCUCUAGGAUUAAAAUCCCGCCCGCGCCCGCGGGGCGGGAUGCGGCACCCAGCGCGGUGCGCUCAGCCGAUGCCGCCCCGCAGCCGGGGCUCCCCAAAACCCGCGGAGCCGGGGCUGCGCCGGCGGGGCGCGCCCCCGUCCCUCCAUUUCGCGCAGGGGCGGGCUCGCAGCGGGCCCGCAGCCGGCGGAAGAUGGUUGCCGGCCGCUCGCCACCGCCCCCGGGCGCGGCGCCACGGGGCCGGGCGCUGGGAGCCGGGGCGGCGCCUGCGCCGGGCCCGGGCAGCGCGGGGCUGCGGAGCGGAGCGGGGCGGGCGGCACCAGCGCCAUGACCGCGGCGAUGCGGCAGCGCUUCGACCGCUUCUUGCACGAGAAGAACUGCAUGACCGCCGUGCUCGAGCGCAUCGAGAGCAAGACCGGCGUCGGCCGCACCUACAUCGCCGCCGGCAUCCUCGGGGUCCUGGCCGUGUACCUGGUGGUGGGAUACGGCGCGUCCCUGCUCUGCAACCUCAUCGGCUUCGCCUACCCCGCCUACGUCUCAAUCAAGGCCAUUGAAAGUCCCAACAAAGAUGAUGACACGCAGUGGCUGACUUACUGGGUUGUGUAUGGCAUUUUCAGCAUAGCUGAAUUCUUCUCUGACAUCUUUCUGUCCUGGUUCCCUUUCUACUACAUGCUCAAGUGUGGCUUCCUGAUCUGGUGCAUGGCUCCAAGCCCUUCCAACGGGGCAGAGUUCCUCUACCACCGGAUUAUCCGUCCUGUCUUCCUGAAGCACGAGGCUCAGCUGGACAGUGUUGUGCAGGACCUGAAGGACAAGGCUGCAGAGGCUGCAGACACUGUCACUAAAGAGGCCAAGAAAGCAACAGUGAACUUGCUGGGUGAAGAAAAGAAGAGCACUUAAACUUGAUAAGUUUCCCUACCACCUCCUUUGUGCAGCUUGAUGUUACUGGGGACUGUGGUAUAAGUUCAAUAAUAUUGCCUUGGAAACAUUUUGAUAUAUUAAAGGAAUGUGCUGUAAGUUUACUUACUACUUCGCUGUGACUGAUAGAGAGUAUGCAUUUUUAUUUAAAAGCAAUGCAGUGGGCAGCAUCUGAAGCUUAAUGAAAAUAUUUUAUUCAUCUUCAUGCAGAAGAAGUCUUUCAGUAAUCUCUUUCUGCGGUAACAUAAAUAAAAAGUAUAUAUCCCUCAGGCUCUGCACUUUAGUUGUCUCUUUGUCUAUGAAAUAACUCCUAACACUUUGAUUGUGGUGCAUCUGGUAGCACAAAGCUAUUUCAUAGGGAAAAUUCUGAAUGGAUCUUCUUGAAUAUACAGGGAAUUGUUGUGAGAGAUGGCAUAAUGGAUGUAUUCCCCACUACUAAAGCUGUAAAUUGUGAAAUUACAAUUGUGAAAUAUGUGUUCUAGCCACCUGAUUAUAGAGAUUAUUCACUGUUGCAUGUUUUGUUGUAACACAGUAUUUGGUACAGUGUGUGUAUGCUUAAAUGGAUAGAUACUAAAUAUAGGAAAGAAUAACUUCCUUGAGGUGAUCAAGUUUAUAUUGGCCUGAUUUGCUAGACAUGGAUGCAUUAAAUCACACAAGAUUAACACAAUGUGACUGAAGUACAAAUUCUUCCCUAUUCUUGCUAAAACCAAGUUGUUAUCCAAAAUUGUUAAUAGAGUGCUUUUUAAGAUCACACUCAAAAGCACAAGCCACCUUUAGCUAAGGAGUGGUACCAUUACAAACACUUUUUCCUGAAUUCCUUUAAGAAAAUUAGCUGCCUUGGAUGCUAGUCCUCAAAACUAUAUCAUUAAGGGGACAGACCACAACUCCCACGAGCUUUUUCUGUUCAUAAAGAUCUGCAAUCUCUUCUGACUGUACUAAGAAAAACUUUUUAUGAGCACUUAAAUUUCCUGAGUGGAGAUGCUCUUCUUGAUAUAUUCCUGACCAAUCAGUAAGAGUGCAACCAAAGUUGCUAAAAGAAUAAAGGGAUUUUUUACAAUCAAUGUAAAAAAUUUUUUUUUUUUUUUUUCUUCACACUGCAGUAUUUAAAAAAAACAAACCACAAUUGCAUUAAUUAAUUGGGCAUGAAUUACUGAAAUUUCCCUGUUUUAUUCUCCAUGCUGACAUUACUUUAAAGCCUACAGUAAUGGUACAGCAGUUCUGAGCUCACAGAACGUGCAGAAAGGAAGCUUAAGCUUUUGAUAGAAUAAAAAAUUAUUUUCAGUCCACAAUCUUGAAUUCCAAAAAUCUAAUCUUACAAUAAAGUUUUCAGGACUUCUGGCUUUCUGCAACAAAUCGUUGUAUAAACAUUCAUUGUAAAUUUUCAGAUGCAAGUUCUGCAAAAGUGUGAAGCACACAGUGCAACUCAGCACGUGAGUUUUAACUAGGAGAGUUAUGUUUUAUAAGAGGGGAUGUAGAAGCAUCAUAAGAGAAAGCAUUUUAAGCUUUGAGCUGGAAAACAUAGCCCUUGGGGCUGGCAGCUUGUAUAGGGAAAUUUGAGUCCUGCUGUAUCUCAUGUUCUGCAGGGCAGCAUGCAGUUUGUCAUUUGAAGAAAAAAUGCAAAAUUUCACAGCUUACCAUUCCUUGUCAACUUUUUCUUAGGAGUGGAUAUGCUGAAGAGGAUAACGUUUACAGCAAAGUUCUAGGUUUUAAGCAAGUAAAAGGUUUGAAGUGUAUCACCAUUUAACUGGUUGAAUUUCUUGUCUUAACUUCUGUUGUUAACCCACUGGACUUUCUUGUAAGCCUUACUAAACCUUAGUCCUGUGUUUUAAACUGUCAGCUGCAUGUAAAGCACUUAUGUGGCCACUGCAAUUUAGUUUCACUUCUCGAGAUUAGAAGUAACUAGAUAAAAAUAAAUAAGGAUUCUUAAUAGACUAUUUAAUUUCAGUGCAAAGUGCUACAUAACUUUCUUAUCUAAAAACUUACAGUAAAUUUUACUUUACAAGCCUAAUGAUAUCUGUAGUAGAGACAGGAUUUACUUCUCAUUUCUUACACUACUCAACAGUUCUUCCACUGUUAUUAAUGGGGAUAAAACAUUCUAGAUAGAUGUUAGGUAAGUGUUAAAACAGUCCCUUGCAUUUCUCUCAGAUCUUGAAAGGCUUUAAAUCAACUUCUUGUCUUUACCAACUUGAUAUUACAAGCACAUGCAAUCAGUGCUCUUUUGUCACAUUUCUACUUGAAUUAGAACUACUGUCUGUUGUUAACAGAAGUUGCCCUUGGUUUUUUCCGUGAUGAAAGUAGAAAUGACUGAAUGUCUGCAGCAAGUUAUCCUUUCCUGCAAGUAACUCCACUGGGCUGGGCCCGCUGAUCAGUGCUUUUCUUUGUGUCUUCACAACACUCAUGUGCAAAUGUUGGUACACACACCUUCUUCGUGUCUUUGCUGAAGCUGUAAUGUGCUAAAUAAAAAUGGACACAAAUAAAAAGAUUCUUAUGGGACUGGUA
Oenanthe melanoleuca is the source of this 7147-nucleotide messenger RNA. It is a transcript of the gene REEP5, whose product is annotated as receptor accessory protein 5. The record is from RefSeq and is a predicted model, not a curated record. Lineage: Eukaryota; Metazoa; Chordata; Aves; Passeriformes; Muscicapidae. The transcript is spliced from 5 exons. Bases 4061 to 4630 code for a protein of 189 amino acids.